AUGCCUGAGUCAGCUGAAGCUGUAGCAGCCGAUGUGAGCAGCAGGAGAAGUGUCACCAUUGAAAUCGGAAAUAUGACCAAUAACUACUGCCUCAUUAACCCCAGGGUGUACCUUGACAAUGGGGAGACAUACAACCCACCUCAACCCACAGUGCGCCCUCUAAAGAGCGAGGUCUGCACUUUCACCAAGUCCAGCGGCAAAGCAACCGGCAGCAUCGGUGUGCUGACCUACGACCUUUUCGAGAGGUCACAGAACGACUUCAUUGAGACUCUGGCCAUCAUGUUCUCAAUUCCCUGGGACUACCACCUGUACAAAAAUUGGUUCGCAGUUGGCAUCUAUAAAAAGGGGCGGACCUGUGAUGAGAAGUUGUUCAAAGAAAUGUACUAUGAGAAGAAAGAGAAGGAGCAUGGGUUUGUCAGGGGGGAAGCCAAUGGAUCAGGAAUCAAUUACGUGGGCCAAUACCUAGAUAUCAAGGCCACAAUGGGUCCUCUGGCCAAAGCUGUCAUGAAGGUGGAGGUGUGGGAUAAGCUUUUCACGCCCCUGGGCCAGCAGUCGUACUAG
Molecule: messenger RNA, 561 nt
Organism: Centropristis striata (black sea bass)
Lineage: Eukaryota; Metazoa; Chordata; Actinopteri; Perciformes; Serranidae
Gene: apnl
Product: actinoporin-like protein
Exons: 2
Coding region: 1-561 (186 amino acids)
Biological process (GO): monoatomic cation transport; cytolysis in another organism; pore complex assembly
Cellular component (GO): pore complex
Molecular function (GO): channel activity
Source: RefSeq, a predicted model, not a curated record